Pecten maximus is the source of this 993-nucleotide messenger RNA. RefSeq names its product dehydrogenase/reductase SDR family member 11-like. The record is from RefSeq and is a predicted model, not a curated record. Lineage: Eukaryota; Metazoa; Mollusca; Bivalvia; Pectinida; Pectinidae.
GACUUGGCGGAAGAGUUGAAGACCGAGAAAGGCACUCUGACGGCCAUCAAGUGUGACAUCACAAAGGAGGAGGAGGUCUUGGACAUGUUCGCGAAGAUCAAGGCCGAUUUUGGAAGCGUUGAUAUAUGUGUCAGUAAUGCUGGUCUUUCACACGACUCCCCGAUCCUGACAGGCAGUACACAACAAUGGCGGGAAAUGUUGGAUGUGAAUGUGCUUGGCCUGGCAAUAUGUUCCAGAGAGGCUGUCAAACAGAUGCGAGAGAAAGGAAUAGACGAUGGUCACCUCAUUCUCCUCAACAGUAUGUCUGGUCAUCGAAUUAUCCACAGUAGUCCUGGGCAUUUCUACACUGCCACCAAGUUCAUGGUAACAGCUUUGACUGAGUGUCUACGACAGGAACUCAAUGAUCUUAAAUCUCAUAUCAGGGUCACGGGUAUCAGCCCAGGGAUGGUCUACACGGAGUUCCAGGGGAGGAUGUUCAAGGACAUGAGCAAAGGAGACGAGAUUUGUACUGCUUAUAAGACGCUGGAAGCUGAUGAUGUAGUGGAUUCCAUUGUUUAUGCUAUCGGAGCUCCAGGCCACGUCCAGGUACAUGAUAUUUUGUUACGUCCUACGGAGCAGAGCACGUAAACGAUCCGGACAUUCCUCCAGACUCCGCCUACAUGAUAUUACUGGUUAUAUUUAACGGAGUACACCUUACUCUGGAGUUCGAAUUUACAUGUAACUUUACAUAAUACCAUAUAGCAUACAGAAAAUAAAUCUCAUUGAGCUGACAUAUCUGUCGAAGCUGACUUUUUCUGCAGGACCUACAAAAAAAAUUAACGCCACUUGACGGAGGUAGAUGAUGUUUACCUGUCACAUGUCCAUUGGUUUGAUUCAGCCAGCUUCAAUUCGGGGAAUUCUACAGAAAAUCAACCUCUACAUUGAUUUUUAAAUCAAUAUAGGUUGCUAAAGUUAAAUGUAAGAUUAUUAGAAUAAAAUCACCUUGACACUGUU